Aplysia californica (California sea hare) is the source of this 1452-nucleotide messenger RNA. Its product is annotated as ficolin-2. The transcript is spliced from 2 exons. Bases 201 to 740 code for a protein of 179 amino acids. The record is from RefSeq and is a predicted model, not a curated record. NCBI's taxonomy places the organism in Eukaryota, Metazoa, Mollusca, Gastropoda, Aplysiida, Aplysiidae.
CGAACACACCGUUCACCUUGUGACUUUCCAAUCAAUAAAUAUAAUUUAUCCCCGGUGUACAAUAUCCAUGCAUAGUACAACAUUUUUUAAUAAUUUUGCUGAAAAGUCACUUAUUAAAUGGGUAUGGUUUUAUUUCCAGAAAUAGAAUGAACCCCAUAUCAGCAUGAAUUUUUUUAAUACAUUGUGAUUGAACGUGAUCCAUGAUGACAGGUCUCACAAACUGGCGUAAUGUUCUGUUAUGUCUACAGAGACGUGCCUCGGGGGACGUGGACUUUUACCGAGGAUGGACCGAGUAUAAGAAUGGAUUCGGCAACCUCAACGGCAAUUUCUGGUUUGGGUUGGAGAAAAUCCACCAGCUGACCAACCAGGGGAGGUACCAGCUGAGGAUCGACCUGAAAUACAAAGGAAAAUACUACUACGCUAGUUACAAGAACUUUUCGCUGAGCGGAGAAUCUGAAAACUACAAAAUUCAUGUAUCCGGAUUUUCGGGUAAUGUAAAGGACAGCAUGGCUGCUCACAAUGGCCAGCAGUUCUCUACCAAGGACCGUGACAACGAUCAGGCUACAUUCAGCUGUGCCACAAAGUAUCACGGAGCUUGGUGGUACAAGUACUGCCAUCAGGUGCACCUGAACGGAGUGUGGGGCAGCACUGUGCUUGCGAAGGGUUUGAACUGGGCGAGUUUAACCGGAUGGACAAAUUCUGUCAGCUUCAGCGAAAUGAAGAUCCGACCAAAUGCUUAGUAACAGCUCCAUGGCAGAGAAUCCAUUCUAUGACAUAAUAUGUUGAUUUAUGAAUGUAGAUGUCUGCCUGUCUGCGUACUUGUUUUUGUUGGAAGGGGAAAGAAACAUACUGAUAGAACAACCUCAAGGUCUUUACAUGGGAAAUGUCAUAAAUAACUAGUCACUCCGAUGUGCACAAACAUUUGUUUAUUUUUAUUUUCAUCAAAAAUCAAAAUGAACAAUGUUGCCUUAUCCUUGCAAGGCAUCUCCACAUCAACGACCGCCAUAUUUGGAUACAUAAUAUUCUAUCAAUACAUGAUAAUCAAUCCAAUUCAAUGGCAAAGACGACGUGGAACGUUAUUAAUAAAUAACGUUCCGCCAAAAAUAUAGUGCACAUCGGGUAACAAAAGUUUUGUUGUCUGAGGUCGUUGGAUUACUUUUUUUUAAAGGGGUGAUACUGGAACAAGUUUGUCUAUCUUCGACUCCUACUUUGUGGAUCCUUGGUGCUUUACUUUAUAAAUAUCCCCAAACAGAAAUAUUUUGUUUCUUUACUACAGGCAUACAGACAUAUAUAUGCAUUCACAAUGUAAGAUGUACAGACACUUACACAGUGUACAGAUAUGUACAGACACUUACACAGUGUACAGAUAUGUACACGCACACACAUAUACCCUCACAUAUUCACAUUUGUUGCGGGUUCAGGGGUUCGAGCCGCAGGCCUGAUGUUGUGUCC